Molecule: messenger RNA, 1307 nt
Organism: Myxocyprinus asiaticus (Chinese sucker)
Lineage: Eukaryota; Metazoa; Chordata; Actinopteri; Cypriniformes; Catostomidae
Gene: dnase2b
Product: deoxyribonuclease II beta
Exons: 6
Coding region: 137-1183 (348 amino acids)
Biological process (GO): apoptotic DNA fragmentation
Molecular function (GO): deoxyribonuclease II activity
Source: RefSeq, a predicted model, not a curated record
UUCCCCUUUCUCACAUUAGACCAGCUGAACUGAGACAUGUUGUGAUUUAACUUUCCGGCAUACUACACAAGCCUCUGUCUGUUUUCAUCUGAAGAGGAAAUUCAGGGGUUUGAAUCGCUUUGAAUCACAGACUGAAAUGUUCAUGUUCUUCAGGCUCUGUGUGUAUCUCUUGUUGUUUUUAAUCUGUUUCUCACAGGCAGAGAUAUCCUGCUUAAAUGAGGAUGGCCAGCCUGUGGACUGGUUCCUUAUUUACAAACUUCCCUUUUAUAAAAUGGAGGUUAAGGGGAGUGGGGUGGAUUAUAUGUAUCUGGAUCCUUCUGUCAUGAACUGGCAGUUGAGUAAACAGACAGUAAAUAGCAGUAAAGGAGCUUUAGGCAGAACAUUGACACAGCUGUACUCCAGAUAUACAUCCAACAGCUCAGUCUAUAUGCUUUACAAUGAUGCCCCACCAGAACUGAAGUACCCGAGCAAUUAUGGACAUACAAAAGGAGUAAUUUUGUUUGAUCAGUCUCAGGGAUUCUGGAUCACACACAGCGUUCCUCAUUUCCCUCCAUUUCCAGAGAGAAAUUACAGUUAUCCGACUACAGGAAAAUACUAUGGCCAGACUCUUCACUGUAUUACGUACAGUUAUACACAGUUUCCUCAAAUAUCACGGCAGUUAGCAUAUAUUGACCCACGUGUGUACAACUGCUCAGUUCCCUUGGCAUUUCGCAAAGAUAUUGCAGUCAUGGCUCAAAUUUGUGAUGGAAAAUCUCCGGCCAUAAGAACCAUGAGGAAUCUGGAGAAGCUGUUCUCAGCUCAAGGGCAGACCUUUUUUAGUUUUGCCAAAUCACACAGCUACGUAGAUGACAUUUACACAGGUUGGGUGGCCCAAGUGUUGGACACAGAUCUGCUUGUGGAAUCAUGGCUGCACCAGGCACAUCGCCUUCCCUCCAACUGCUCUCUCCCACGACAUGUGAUGAACAUUAAAAGAGUUUGUCUCCCAGGACUGCAGCUGUUCAGCUCCUAUGAGGAUCAUUCCAAGUGGUGUGUGUCUUAUGCAUUCAAAGACCAGUGGAUCUGUUUGGGUGACUUGAACAGAGACAGUGGUCAGGCUGGCAGGGGUGGUGGACUCAUAUGUUCUCAAAACCCAGUCAUUUAUAAAGCCUUCCGUCAGGCGGUGGCUGAAUAUAAACCUUGCUAAAACCAAAACACCUUCAGAAGACUGAACCAAUUAAGAACUUCAGAGCAUGUUUAUAUAUUUUUGAGAAGAGUUUUGUCUUACUUUAAUAGAAUUGUCAUUAUAAAAGUCCAAACCGGGGGGGGGG